UGUGAAUUGUCAUCUCCCCCACAUUUAGAUCUCUCCUCAUCCACACCCUCCACACUGUGUUUGUGCGUGUUUCUUGAUUCAGACAUGGUCUCCAACUCCAAUCACUUGCUCCUUGAAGAGCCCCUCAGAAUGGCCUCCAUUCUUGAGCCCAGCAAACCUAACUUCUUCCCAGCAUUGACAAAGAUUGUUGGAACGCUGGGCCCCAAAUCAAGAUCGGUGGAGGCCAUCUCCGGCUGCCUCCAAGCUGGGAUGUCUGUUGCUCGCUUCGAUUUCUCGUGGGGUGAUGCUGAAUUUCAUCAGGAGUCAUUGGACAAUUUGAGAGUGGCUAUCAAGAGCACCAAAAAGCUCUGUGCUCUCAUGCUCGACACCGUGGGCCCGGAGCUGCAAGUUGUCAACAAGACUGAGCAUCCUAUUUCCCUCGAGGAAAAUUCCACAGUCAUUCUAACACCUGAUCAAGACAAGGAAGCCACUCCCAAUUUGCUUCCCAUUAAUUUCACCGGCUUAUCCGAGGCAGUGAAGAUGGGGGAUACUAUUUUUAUCGGUCAAUAUCUGUUUACAGGAAGUGAAACUACCUCGGUCUGGCUUGAGGUUACAGAGGUGAAAGGGAAGGAUGUGGUUUGUUUGAUCAAGAACUCUGCAACCUUGGCUGGAUCGUUGUACACUCUGCACGUAUCUCAGAUUCGGAUCGAGCUUCCUACUCUGACAGACAAAGAUAAGGAGGUGAUACGCACUUGGGGCAUUCGCAACAACAUAGACUUCCUUUCACUCUCAUACACAAGGUGUGCUGAAGACAUCAGGCUUGCACGGGAGUUUCUCUCUACGUUGGGUGAUCUCAACCAGACUCUGAUCUUUGCAAAGAUCGACAAUGUGGAGGGGAUGACUCACUUUGAUGAGAUCCUUGAAGCAGCCGAUGGGAUCAUUCUCUCUCGAGGGAAUCUUGGGAUCGAUCUCCCACCAGAGAAGGUGUUUAUGUUUCAGAAGGAAGCUGUUCACAAGUGCAACAUGGCAGGGAAGCCUGCAGUGGUGACUCGUGUCGUGGACAGUAUGGCUGACAACUUGAGGCCUACUCGUGCAGAGGCGACUGAUGUCGCCAAUGCUGUAUUGGACGGAAGUGAUGCAAUCCUGCUAGGAGCAGAAACACUGAGGGGGCUAUACCCAGUGGAGACUAUAUCGGUUGUUCGUAAGAUUUGUGCUGAGGCAGAAAAGGUAUACAAUCAGGAUCUGUAUUUCAAGAAGACAGUCAAGUUUGUUGGAGAACCCAUGAGUCACCUUGAAUCAAUUGCCUCUUCUGCUGUUCGAGCUGCCAUCAAGGUGAAGGCAUCAGUCAUUAUCUGCUUCACUUCCUCAGGAAGAGCUGCUAGGUUGUUAGCUAAGUACAGACCUACAAUGCCUGUAAUAUCUGUUGUGAUUCCACGAGUGAAGACGAAUCAGCUCCGGUGGACCUUUACUGGAGCUUUCGAGGCUAGGCAAUCUUUGAUAGUCAGAGGCCUCUUCCCAAUGCUUGCAGAUCCCAGACAUCCGUCGGAGUCGACCAGUGCAACGAGUGAGUCAAUCCUCAAGGUUGCUCUGGAACAUGGCAAGGCCUCAGGCCUUAUACAAACGCAUGACCGUGUUGUCGUCUUCCAGAAAAUUGGUGAUGCAUCUGUUGUCAAGAUCAUUGAGCUUGACCAAUAGACAAGCUAAUUGUGCAUCUGAAUAAAAUGGGACUCUUAUAUGUAAGAGGGAUUUUGGGAUUUUGCACAUGCUGUCCUAAUCAGUAAUAAAGUUGAGGUGCUCAACACUGUUCAACCAAGAUAAGAGUUCCCUUUUCUAUGUCAAAACUGUGUGAAAGCCCACAAUGACAAUGAAAUCACGUUAAAUCUAAUACUAUGAAACACUUCAUUUUA
Salvia hispanica is the source of this 1886-nucleotide messenger RNA. Its product is annotated as pyruvate kinase 1, cytosolic-like. Gene Ontology annotation, molecular function: potassium ion binding; magnesium ion binding; pyruvate kinase activity. NCBI's taxonomy places the organism in Eukaryota, Viridiplantae, Streptophyta, Magnoliopsida, Lamiales, Lamiaceae. Gene Ontology annotation, biological process: glycolytic process. The record is from RefSeq and is a predicted model, not a curated record.